AUUUGACUACAAACAAAUCCUCCUGUCGUAAUUCUUCACAAUGGUCAGAUUUAGGCAACGUUAUUGCAAUGAAAGUUGGCAAAUGCGAAACAAUUCCUCAAAUGUGGCGGCACUUUUAUAUCCUGACAGAAAACAUUCCAGUAAACGGAAUUGUUACUGCAUUGAACGUAACAUCUCACCUCAAUUAUUUUCAAGACCUCGAGAAUGCGUUUUUGAGGACGAUUUAAGCGAAACAACUUACAAAAUCCCAGAAUUUUGCAAGAAGAAACACGUGAAAAAGCUAAUUUUUGAUAGACCCGGGGAAAUACCGAAACACCAGAAUUUUAUAACAAAAUAUAAAUCGGCGUAUUUUGAUAAUCCGAGUAGUGAAACAUCACCCACGACGCACGGAACUGGAAAAACGUACAGGAAAUCAGACAAUUUAAAAAAUUUCGAUUUUCAAACAUUUUCAUACAAUUAUAACCCGAUUUCAAGACACAAAGAAGAUUUCCAACAACUAGAUGAGGUUUCACCUAGAAGUUCCGAAAGCUCUCUCCAAUCCCCUCAAGUUCCCCAAACAAACACAAAAAAUUUGGCCGAUUUUCGAAAAAAUCACUACUUUGAGACACACUCGACCGAAGAUCUAAUCAAACCGAUUCCACCACACGAGUGCGUCCAUAGAUUCACCCUAGAUGACAGAAAACUACCAUUUCCAUUAAAUCCGGACGUGUAUGGGGCCAGUCGAUGCAUUAUUUGUGAUAAACCCAUGGAAAAACCUCUUCUCAAUAAAGUCGACGAGCGAGAAAAACCAAAAAAGGCAGUUUUUCCAAAAUUUUACAAGUAUGGUUUAGCCCCCAAAAGAAUUUAUUUGGGUGGCAGUGACCACGAUCGGAUUGACAUGGUUUUAGAUGAGGGCGAGGAAUGUGUGGGGAAAUGGGAAACCCCCAAUUAUUAUAAUACGUACGCUUUGAAGUAUCAGAAAGGUGUUAAGUCGUAAAAUGUAUUUAUUUUUUACCCAAAAUAAUAACCAAAAUAAAAAAGUUUUAAAAAAAUA
Tribolium madens (black flour beetle) is the source of this 1033-nucleotide messenger RNA. RefSeq lists its product as uncharacterized. Lineage: Eukaryota; Metazoa; Arthropoda; Insecta; Coleoptera; Tenebrionidae. The record is from RefSeq and is a predicted model, not a curated record. The transcript has 2 exons. Bases 41 to 976 code for a protein of 311 amino acids.